Orycteropus afer afer is the source of this 1716-nucleotide messenger RNA. RefSeq names its product RUN and FYVE domain containing 4 (gene RUFY4). The record is from RefSeq and is a predicted model, not a curated record. The transcript is spliced from 11 exons. Gene Ontology annotation, biological process: positive regulation of macroautophagy. NCBI's taxonomy places the organism in Eukaryota, Metazoa, Chordata, Mammalia, Tubulidentata, Orycteropodidae. The coding region runs from base 1 to 1716 and encodes 571 amino acids.
AUGGUGCAAGAAGGGGCUGUCCUCAAGGUCACCAGGGACCUGAAAGCUGCUGUCUCUGCCAUCCUCCAGGGAUAUGGGCAUGGGCAGCAGUCGGUGACAGAUGCCAGCGCUGAGCUGCACAGACUCUGUGGCUGCCUGGAGCUGCUGCUGCAGUUUGACCAGAAGGAGCAAAGGAGCUUCCUGAGACCUCGGAAGGAUUACUGGGACUUUCUCUGCACUGCUCUGUGGCAGCAGCGGGGGAACAUGGAGCCGGUCUGCUUCGUCCGCUCUCAGGACAAGUUGAAAACCCCGUUGGGGAAAGGGCGGGCCUUCAUCCGCUUCUGCCUAGCCCACGGACAGCUGGCUGAGUCCCUGCAGCUCUGCCUCCUGAACCCAGAGCUCACCAGGGAAUGGUAUGGCCCCCGGAGCCCUCUGGUGUGCCCUGAACUCCAGGAAGACAUCCUGGACUCUCUCUACGCUCUCAAUGGGGUGGCCUUCGACUUGGAUCUGCAGCGGCAAGACCUGGAUGGGGCCUGGCCCAUGUUCUCAGAGUCACGCUGCUCCAACUCCAAGCAAACCCAGGGAAGAAGACCCAGAAGGACCAAAGUUUCCCCAAAGGAGAUCACAGCUGCAUGUGGAGGCCCCAAAGAAUUCCAUAGGGAAGAGCCACACUCCACCCAAGCCAGCUGUUUGGGAGAUGCACCCAGGGAAGACUGUGUGAUGAGACUUCCUGGAUCCCAGCUCCACAGGCAUCUUAGCCCCCUUUUGGAAAGGAAGAGAGAUCUCAGGAGCGCCAGAGCCCCCCAAAGUAUGUGGGAACCUGAGGAGGAGGAGGAGCUUCAGCAAGACCAAAGCAAGGGAGCCCCAAGGCCUGGGAUUUGCCUACAGAACUCACUAUCUAGUAUCCAGGAACAGGGGGAGGGGAAUAACAGAGCUCCAAAGGCGGUAAUAGGGACAGAAGCCAAGGGCAGAAGACUCAUUCUAGGAGCAGAAGGUCAGAUUCCAAUAGAGGAAACUCAUGACGGGGAAGCAGAGCAGUGUCAUAUCCAGGAGCUGUCAGCCUCCAACCCAAGACAGACAAGAGAGGAAGCAACAUUGAGAAGCAGGCAGCAGGCAGAAGUGCUUAGCAUCCUGGGGGAGCCCUGGGUCCUUCAGGGCCUGGGAAAAUGGGACAGCUUCACCACAGGAAAGCCACAAGAGCAGGCAGCAGUGACCAGUGUGGCCAGGAGAGAGGAGCAAGCAGAGGCACCCUUGCAGGAUCUGGUCAAGAGCCUCAGACAUCAACUUUGGAAGGUCAAGGAGCUGGCCCAGCACCAGGAACAGCUGCUGAGGGAGCAGGAGGGGGAGCUGAAGGGCCUGCAGGAGCAGCUCAGCAGGUGUCAGGAAGAGAGAGCUCAGCUGCAGGCAGAGGCAGAAUGGAAGCAACAGGAAGCUGAGAAGAGGGCCACCAAGUACCAGGAGGAGCUUGGAGGGCAGCAGGACCUGGUCCAGGCCAUGAAGAGGCGGGUGCUGGAACUGAUCCAGGAGAAGGACAACCUGUGGCAGAAGGUCCGGCAUCUCUCUUCUGUGGCCCCUCAAUGCUGUGUCAGCUGCAGCAAGAUCUUGGGUCGACUCUCUCGGCGGUAUCCAUGCAGGCUCUGCGGAGGCCUGGUGUGCCAUGCCUGCUCUGCGGAUUACAAAAAGAGAGAGCACUGCUGCCCACUCUGUGUCCAGAAAGGAGAUGCCCAGGCCACCUGA